UACAAUCUAUGUAAAGUAUGAAAGUGGCGGAUCGCAUUGAAGCUAUUACCGUGAUCAGAGUCGUGGUGAAAAUUGCAAACGUGAAUUAUUUAAGAAGACACAAUAUUGGGUGAAACGGGAAAUGGCAAUUGGAAAAUUGUUGAACGCCUGUCAAGUUUCUUAGAUAGAAAUGUAGCCCACGUAUGUCUUGUUGCUUCUCUAUAAAAUAUCGUCGAGCGGUGUGUUUCAGACAAGUAACGGUGAUUGUGAUUUUAUUUAUUCCAUGACUCCUCAACCUGGUAAUACGUUAGUGGAAAAUGACCGUAUUAGAAGCAGAAGAAGAGACAGAUGAACGGUCGAUCCCUCCAAGAAAAAAGUUUUGCCUGUCUCUGUCAGGACAUCGGAAUACCACCCCUAAGACUAUCUCUCAGCCCCCUCCUACUACUAGCAGAGGGGGCCUUUUUGAAAAACAAACCCUCUCUUACGCGAAUCCAGUGCACUUAUGCAUAACGGGAUCGCGUUAUGCACACAUCGGCGUAUACCAUCAAGCGGUCGGCCUAUCGUGGUGAAGGAAAAAUGUUAAACGGCUAUCGAAAUCAUCUGAGCAAUCAUCAAGAUCCCGGUUGCGACGUCAUGGGCGGCGGUUCUGAAGGAUUGAGAAUAGCGACAUUGUGCAAUCUUGGUAACACCUGUUUCUUAAAUAGUGUGAUUUACACUUUGCGUUUUGCACCAUCCUUUCUGCACAAUUUACACCAUCUCGCCACGGAUCUGUCCAAUUUGACUGACAAGCAAAUGCAAACCAAGAUUAAAUCCUCCUCAUUAGGUAGAACCGGAGUAUCCUUAACUUCAAGCGGUAGUCGAAGUUGGAGCAGCAAGGAUCUUUUAGCAUUAGCAGGUCCCACUGGAGAACUUAGCAAGCCUCGAAUACAGGUAGCUACAGAGAAGCUUCACGAAUUGUUUAUGGCUCUACGAGUCUUAGAAGCAAGAGAUAGCAGUGAACCUUUUCAACCGGACGCUUUUCUCCAGGCCCUCAGAGAAGUAAAUCCUAUAUUUGAGGGUAAUCAGCAGCAAGACGCACACGAGUUAUUAGUUUGCCUCUUAGACAACAUCAGAGAAACAUUUCAAUUACUGGUUAGGCAUAGAGAGAGUCAGUUUGGUCAGCCGAGUAAUGGAGGCGCUUUGGACUUUUCUUCGGAACGUGUGAACGAUGUACAAUCUGAAGGUAGUUCCGGUAAGCGAGGCGUUCGCAAGUCUUGGAAGAAGAAAAAAGUUUCAACCAAAGGAAGUUCGAUAUCCAUCAUCCAAGCAAACAUAAACGGCGACGCGGUACCUUCCAGACCGGUGGACAAUGGUUACUCGGAUUUUCCUGAGAGCAACGGUGACGUAGUCGCUCAACGACCAGAAAGCAAGAAGUGUUUUAUAUCAGAAGAUUUCGAAGGAGUCAGCCUCCUUCGCACAACGUGUCUCGAGUGCGAACACGUCACUGAGAGGAAGGAGACUUUCUGCGAUAUUUGCGUUCCGAUCGAUACAGAUCGAUCCAGCGAGAAGGAUGAGUCAGGAUCUCCAAUAGAUAGCAGUGAAGUAUACAAACGUGCUGUGGUGACUAGUGAGCUGCUGUGGGGAAGAGACAAGUAUUGGUGCGCACGCUGUCUACGCUACAAUGAAGCUCGUCGUGCCGUCUGCUUCCCAUCGCUACCCAGAUUGCUCGUCCUACAGCUCAAAAGAUUUUCCACAGCAGCCGGCUCUAUGGAGAAGAUCAACAACCACAUGCCGACACCCUUGACCCUUCAAUGCUUCUGCGAAGAGUGCAGCUCCGAUCAAUCACAACGUGUUGCAUCAGCACGAGAAAAGGACUCUCGGCACAUUUACAAGCUUUACUCCGUGAUCAUGCAUCAGGGGGCCACUAUGACAGCUGGGCACUACGUUGCCUACACGAGAAUCCCGGACGAGUCCGCUUCAUCCGAGUAUCUUCGAUGUGAUCGGGACGGAAAGCGACAGAAUUCUGGACAAAGUAAUUCCACGUCAAGCGCACCUGUCUCAGACCGAACACCUGGGAUACUCAAGUACUUCCGACCAAAGCCCAACGUUACUGAGAACAAGGAGCCGCUGGUAAAAAACGGCUGUCGCAGUAUGGAAUGCUGUGGCAUCCGUAGGGGUAAACAUUCCGGUACGUGGUUGGAAUGUGACGACGAGGCUGUCAGGGCAAUACACAUUCGAGAACUCGAGGAGAAGCUUGCACCAAAUCCUCGAAAUUCAGCGACCCCGUAUCUUCUCUUUUACGUGAGGUCCUCAGCGUAAGCAUUCCUUCUUACAUCUGUAUCAAACGUCUCAAUUUUAAUUUAAAACCUUCAAAAUACUUGCGCAAAGGCAAAAACGAUUUAAAAAUAUAUAUAUAUAUAUAUAUAUAUAUAUGUAUAAGAAGACAUCGUCCGUUGGUGUCAUGAAUGUCAAUUCAGGACAUUUUUCGAGUUCGCAAGAAAGAAAAGACGAAUGCAUGUAAACAGGUCCAACUUCGUGUAUCAUAGUGUAAUGCUUCGAGAUCGUAACAUAACGUAAUAAAAAUUGCAUAUUAACCCUGGAAUGCAUAUCGGAGCGACGCUUCGUCUUAAUGCAAAAUGUUUCUCAGUGUAUUUAAUGAAAAAAAAAAGGUGUAUGCAUUCUAGGAUUAAGGAUACCAGUAUUGAACUCGAAACAAUGAAUUGUGCGUUUGGCAUCCUGUCGCAAAAUAAAAUCGAUGGUGAGAGGGAAAACCGAAGGGAUUUAAUUUUCAUAAAUCACAACCCGUAUUACUUUGAUAUGAAAUCCCAUCAGAAUGGAUUCCACUCAGUCUAUUGUAAUAAAUCUUAAUAUUCGCUUCCAUAAA
Messenger RNA from Cephus cinctus (wheat stem sawfly), 2842 nucleotides. It is a transcript of the gene Usp1, whose product is annotated as ubiquitin carboxyl-terminal hydrolase 1. Gene Ontology annotation, cellular component: nucleus; cytosol. Lineage: Eukaryota; Metazoa; Arthropoda; Insecta; Hymenoptera; Cephidae. The transcript is spliced from 8 exons. The coding region runs from base 502 to 2277 and encodes 591 amino acids. The record is from RefSeq and is a predicted model, not a curated record. Gene Ontology annotation, biological process: protein deubiquitination. Gene Ontology annotation, molecular function: cysteine-type deubiquitinase activity; cysteine-type endopeptidase activity.